Molecule: messenger RNA, 1158 nt
Organism: Calidris pugnax (ruff)
Lineage: Eukaryota; Metazoa; Chordata; Aves; Charadriiformes; Scolopacidae
Gene: CLXN
Product: EF-hand calcium binding domain 1
Exons: 7
Coding region: 383-1012 (209 amino acids)
Molecular function (GO): calcium ion binding
Source: RefSeq, a predicted model, not a curated record
GUUUAGGACAUUAACAAAUAGUUUUUGUUAAUCCCACUCCUCUCACACCCACCGUUUUCCUGAGGGCAGAGGAAAGGCCAGUCUCGGGCCCUGGUUUUUUCCGGUCGGCGCAGGCCCGGGCCUGAGGAGGCGGGGGCGGCAGCGGUGUGAUGGGUGGGUGUCUGCAGACAAGCAAAUAGUAUCCUAUGGAGUAAUUUUUAGCUCUUCCUUCCAGAAACAUUUUUAGAAGUUUGACAUUCAGUUAUUUUCUUUCCUCCGACUGCUUUUUUUUUUUUUAGCGCUCGAUAUCCAUUCCCGUUGCUAGCCCGUGUUUGUGUGCGGCCCAGCGGCCGGGCCGGGCCCGUGACGCCCCGCCCGCGUUGCCGGGGUAGCGGCGGCCGCCAUGAGCCGUCGGAAGCUGCAGCAGCUGGUGGAGUCGCUGGGCCGAUCCGCCAAGCACUUCAAUAAAGGCGAGGUGGAAUGUCUGAUCAAGCUUUUCAACGCGCUGGUGAAGAGACCAGGCCAGUCCAGCAGCCGCUUCGCCGGGGCGGGCUUCGACCGCAACAUGUUCAGGGAGACGCUGCACAGCACCUUCGGCAUGACGGAUGUCAUGCUCAUGGACAGAGUGUUCCGCACUUUCGAUAGAGACAACGACGGCUGCAUCAGUGUGGUGGAGUGGGUGGAAGGCUUGUCAGUGUUUCUGCGGGGGACGCUGGAGGAAAAGAUUAAACACUGUUUUGAGGUUUACGACCUGAAUGGUGAUGGAUACAUUUCAAGAGAGGAAAUGUUUCAAAUGCUGAAAAACAGCCUUCUCAAACAACCAUCAGAAGAAGAUCCUGAUGAGGGAAUUAAGGACUUGGUAGACAUAGCACUGAAGAAAAUGGACUAUGACCAUGAUGGCAAGCUUUCUUUUAUGGACUUUGAAAAAGCAGUCAGAGAUGAGAAUCUUCUCGUAGAAGCCUUUGGACCAUGUUUGCCAGACCUAAAGAGCAGCAUGGCCUUUGAAGAGAAAACCUUCCGGGGAAACUCGUAAACUGUAACUCCAAGAGGAAUACUGCUGUAUGUAUUAUGCAUUAUGAAAGAUGGUAUACUACGCAGUACACAGGAGAGGACUGCUACAAUAUCAUCUUACACUGUUUGUUCAUUCCAAGAAACACAUUGAUACAAUUUUUAACAAGG